UUGAAGCCAUCAGUUCUUCUCAUCUCCCUCUGGUAAACAAUAUAAAUAGCUGGAUCAAGUCGGUAAGACUUUACCAAGGUUGUGCUGGGGAUCCUCUCAUCAACAGAAAGAUUGAGUGAUAUGGAUGCCCAAACAAGGCAUGGUGGCAGCGAAGAACUGAUGUGUGCCGAGGUCUUUCUUGACUGGAAGGGUAGAGCCUGCAAGGCCAGCAAGCAUGGAGGGAUGAGAGCUGCUGUGUUCUUGUUAGGACUUCAAGCACUCGAAAUGAUGGCCAUUGCUGCUGUGGGCAACAACCUGAUAACCUAUGUAUUCAAUGAGAUGCACUUCCCUCUGUCAAAAUCAGCAAACCUGGUGACCAAUUUCAUCGGCACGGUGUUCCUCCUCUCCUUGCUUGGUGGUUUCUUGUCGGAUUCUUACCUCGGGAGCUAUCGAACCAUGUUUGUUUUCGGAAUCAUUGAGCUUUCAGGCUUCGUACUACUCACAGUUCAAGCACACUUUCCCCAACUGAGACCUCCCCAGUGCAAUAUGAUAUCAGAAGGGGACCUCUGUGUGCAAGCCAAAGGACUCAAAGCCUUGAUAUUUUACAUUGCACUCUACUUGGUGGCCCUUGGGAGUGGCUGCCUCAAGCCGAAUAUAAUCUCCCAGGGAGCUGAUCAAUUCCCCAAGGAUGAUCGCAAUCACUCCAAAAAGCUUUCCACUUACUUCAACACAGCUUACUUCAGCUUCUGUGUCGGCGAAUUGAUCGCGCUAACUGUUCUCGUUUGGGUUCAGACAAGGUCGGGAAUGGAUGUUGGUUUCAGUUUAUCGGCAGCGACAAUGGCUGCCGGACUCAUUAGCUUGAUCUGUGGGAUGUUCUAUUACAGAAACAAGCCCCCACAGGGGAGCAUUUUCACCCCAAUUGCAAAUGUUCUUGUGGCAGCAAUUAUGAAGAGAAAACAAGUGUCCCUGAAUGCUAAAGUGCUCGAUCAUGUCAGAAAUGAUCUUUCCGAUAACAAUACUAUCGAGUGUCACGAUCCCUCUAAUGUUGGAAGAAUUCACGCAGAAAAGUUCAGAUUCCUGAAUAAAGCAUGCAUUCAAGUUCCUGGCGAUUCAAACACCAAGGAACAUUCAUGGAUGCAAUGCACCGUUGCACAAGUCGAGCAAGUGAAGAUAAUUCUCUCAGUGAUACCGAUAUUCGCUUGCACAAUCAUCUUCAACACCAUAUUAGCUCAACUCCAGACCUUCUCAGUCCAACAAGGAAGUGAGAUGAAUGCACAAGUGACCGAAGCAUUUGAAAUUCCACCCGCUUCCCUCCAAGCCAUCCCUUACCUUAUGCUCAUAGUCCUUGUCCCCCUCUAUGAGAUCGGCUUCGUCCCGCUGGCACGAAAGUUCACCAAAAAGGACUCGGGCAUCUCCUCGCUGCACCGCAUUGGUUUAGGCCUCUUCACGGUGACAUUCUCAAUGGUGUCCGCCGCGCUGGUGGAGAAGAAGAGGAGGGAUCUCGCCGUGAAGUCAGGCAAGCAAUUGUCCAUCUUUUGGAUCACACCGCAGUUCCUGAUCUUUGGCAUAUCCGAGAUGUUCACCGCUGUGGGACUCAUUGAGUUCUUUUACAAGCAAUCCAUGGCAAGGAUGCAGGCCUUCUUAACAGCGAUGACCUACUGCUCCUACUCCUUUGGCUUCUACCUGAGCUCGCUCCUUGUCUCAUUGGUGAACAAGGUAACAUCUUCAGGGCCUUUGACCAGAGGCUGGCUCAGCGACAACAACUUGAACAAGGAUAGAUUGGACCUCUUCUACUGGCUUCUUGCAGCACUGAGCCUGCUUAAUUUUAUCAAUUAUCUAUAUUGGUCAAGAUGGUAUUCAGAUGAUGAUCCUUCUUCUCCAUCAGACUCUCCUCCUAACAAUCUGCCUUGUGUUGAGGAAGAAGACUACACUGGAUUGGUCAGCUCCUCAAAGAUCAUUGAAGAUCAAAACAUACCAGUAUAAAGCCAAAAAGAAAGGCAUAUGUUGCAUGAAUGACCUCUACUAUUUUUUUGUUUAACUUUAAUUAACUUUGUACCCAACUUAGUGGUGGAAUUAUGAAGCUCUUUCUUAUCA
Molecule: messenger RNA, 2073 nt
Organism: Zingiber officinale
Lineage: Eukaryota; Viridiplantae; Streptophyta; Magnoliopsida; Zingiberales; Zingiberaceae
Product: protein NRT1/ PTR FAMILY 4.4-like
Exons: 5
Coding region: 121-1962 (613 amino acids)
Biological process (GO): transmembrane transport
Cellular component (GO): membrane
Molecular function (GO): transmembrane transporter activity
Source: RefSeq, a predicted model, not a curated record